Molecule: messenger RNA, 1480 nt
Organism: Cuscuta europaea
Lineage: Eukaryota; Viridiplantae; Streptophyta; Magnoliopsida; Solanales; Convolvulaceae
Source: the annotation of a GenBank genome assembly
CCUCAAAAUUUUCAAAUCUAUGUGGCAGGGAGGUAGUAUAUGUUUUCGAUUCUCACAUGUCGUGGCACCGUUAACGUUUCAGAAACUCCCUUCGUACUCCGAUGGACUAUUCCCCAGGAACCUCCACUCUCGGCCAUCCGGCCGAUCCAACGGCGGAAGACGGAGGAACAUCGUCUUCGCCUAACAUCCUCGAUCUCACCAGCUUCCAGCUCCAUGAUCUCGACACCGUUGAGCUCCCCCUGAGUCUCGCCGAGCUGGACUUGACGGCAAACCGUUUGUCAGCGUUAGACACUCGUAUUUCCGGGCUAUCGAAUCUCAAGAAGUUGUCCUUUCGUCAGAAUCUCCUUACAGACGCAGCCAUCGAGCCUCUUUCGUCGUGGCAAACCAUAUCCGAACUUGAGGAACUCGUAAUCAGGGAUAAUCAGCUUAAGAAACUUCCAGAUGUUAGCAUAUUUAAGAAACUUAUGGUAUUUGACGUUUCAUACAACGGAAUCCUAUCACUAAGUGGAUUGUCCAAGGUCGCUAGUACAUUGAAGGAACUCUAUGUCUCUAAUAAUGAAGUUCCAAAGAUGGAAGAGAUUGAACACUUUCAAGAGCUGAGUAUUCUUGAACUUGGGUCAAACAGAUUACGGGUUAUGGAGAAUCUGCAAACUUUAAUAAAUCUACAAGAGCUAUGGCUUGGCCGCAACCGUAUUAGAGCUAUCAAUCUUUGUGGCUUGAAAUGCAUUAAGAAGAUUAGCAUCCAGAGUAACCGCUUGACGGCAACAACUGGAUUGGAGGAAUGUGUUGCUUUGGAAGAGCUAUAUCUAAGCCAUAAUGGUAUUGAAAAAAUGGAAGGCUUAUCAACCUUGGUAAACCUUCGAGUCCUGGAUGUGUCAGCAAACAAGCUUACUGCAAUUACUGGCAUUGAAAACCUGACUUGCUUAGAAGAUCUCUGGCUGAACGACAACAACAUAUCAUCUCUUGAAGGCAUAGCUGAUGCAGUUAGUGGUUCACGACAGAAGCUGACGACACUCUAUCUUGAGCGCAACCCAUGUGCAAAUUCUCCCAACUACGUGACUACAUUGAGACAAGUUUUCCCAAAUAUUCAACAGCUGGAUUCGGAACUGUUUGGAUAAAACCAGAAGAAACAUCAUCAGCUCUAAUCUAACAGUGACAGUUUCAAGAUGCAUCCUCAGAAGCUAUAACGUUAGCAGUCAUCCUCGCAUGAAGUAAUUGUAAUUUAAAUUGCUUUUUAUAUGUCAGCUGUCUUGAAUUCUUCCGAUUGUCUUGGUUUUUUGCCUCAGGUUUAGAGAAGUCAUAUUUGACCGAUGUACAAUUUUAACUGAUAAUAUAAUUUUACGGAACAUUAAAUAAUGACUUAAUCAUGUAAUGUUUUUAGAAUUUACUUGUUUAUUUCACUAAAUCUAUCAUGUGUCACGUGUUUGUGACUUUUUCCCUACGUACAUGAUACAUGAUACAUAGAAGCUGUGUUUGAAUC